UUCAUUUAAAGGCGGAUUGCCUAGUAUUUCAGCACACACACACGCGCACACACACACACACAGACACAGGCAGAGCGGCAGAGAUCAUCGUGUGAAGUUUCAUCUGUGAUGAAGAUGAUGAGGAUGAGGCUGGAGAGCAGAGACAGAGACAGAGACAGUGUCUCUGGUUGUUGUCAGUUGAAGAGGAUCCAGCAGCUGCUGCUGCCUGUUGGUUUCAGGACAGAGAUCAGAGAGUUGUCGUCACUGGCUGCUCCAGUGUUAAUUUCCCAGCUAAUGGUUUUCGCAGUGAGUUUUGUCAGCACGGUUUUCUGUGGACACCUGGGAAGAACAGAGCUGGCAGGAGUGACUCUGGCCAUCGCAGUGAUUAAUGUGACUGGAAUAUCUAUUGGCAGUGGAAUGUCUUCAGCCUGUGACACUCUGAUUUCUCAGACGUUUGGGGGCGGUAACCUGCUGAGAGUGGGCGUCAUCAUGCAGCGAGCCAUCCUCAUUUUACUCCUGACAUGUUUCCCCUGCUGGGCGAUCCUCAUCAACACUGAGCCCCUGCUGCUGGCGGUCAGGCAGGAGCCGGAGGUUGCCAGGUUGGCUCAGCUGUAUGUGAAUAUUUUUAUGCCGGCACUUCCUGCUGCGUUCAUGUUUUCAUUACAAUCAAGAUAUCUGCAGAACCAGGGCAUCAUCUGGCCACAGGUCAUUACAGGCUUUGUGGUGAAUCUUCUCAACGCGUUUUACAACUACAUCGUCCUCUACGCCUUAGACCUGGGAGUCGCAGGUUCUGCCGUCGCCAACACCAUCUCUCAGUUCUCCAUGGCGAUCAUUCUCUACGCUUACAUCAUGUGGCGAGGUCUUCACAAGGCGACGUGGGCAGGUUGGUCCAGAGAGUGUCUGCAGGACUGGGGCUCGUACGUUAACCUGGCCAUCCCCAGCAUGGUCAUGAUGUGCGUGGAGUGGUGGACGUAUGAGAUCGGAAGUUUUCUGGCAGGUUUAAUCAGUGAAGUGGAGCUCGGUGCUCAGGCCGUCGUGUACCAGCUGGCAAACAUUGCAUUCCUGUUCCCAUUAGGUUUCAGUAUCGCCGGCAACGUGAGGGUUGGAAAUGCUUUAGGAGCUGGAGACACAGAACAGGCCAAACUGUCGGCUAAAAUGACCAUUCUCUGUGCAGGUUCAGUGUCCAUAUGUUUGUCCAUCCUCAUCGGGAGCCUGAAGGAUCACAUCUCUUAUAUCUUUACAUACGAUGAACAAAUCAGAGAGAGAGUUGCUGACGUCAUCGCCUUCUAUGCUCCUUUCGUUCUCCUCGAUGCCAUGUCAGCCGCCUCGAGUGGCGUCAUACGAGGAUCGGGUAAACAGAGAGUCGGUGCUAUUUGCAACAUCGUGGGUUAUUACGGGAUCGGUUUCCCGAUCGGAGUGCCACUCAUGUUCACGGCCAAAUUAGGAAUCAAGGGUUUGUGGACCGGUUUGUUCACCUGCGUGUUCCUGCAGUCCUCGUUUCUGCUCGUCUACCUGGUCAAAAUGAACUGGAAUAAAGCGACAGUGGAGGCUCGAAUCAGAGCUGGCAUGUGUGGGAACGACACAGACACAAGCGAGCGGUCGGAUGAUCCGUCGUACUCGCAGCCGCAGACGGACACGACGGAGCUGGUGGACGCCGACGACGCAGUGACCGUCACCGUGCGAGGGGAGGAGCUGGCGUUCCGAGCUCUGGUUCUGCGACGGGGCCUGGUUCUGGCGAUCAUGCUCUUCGUCCUGUUGGUCGGAAUCACUUUGAACUUACUCGUCACUAACUUGGUCACGUGAUCGGCGAGCUGCACUCAGUGGGCGUGACCCGUGAGCCGGCAGCUCGGCGCGAUGCAGGUGUUUGCGCUGCAGCAGGUGGAAGCAGGACGGAGGAGAACAAGAGCAGGAAGCAGACGGACAGACGGACGGACAGUGACUCAUUCCAUGAAUAAAGAUUGUAGAGAAGAAAUGGACAAACGGCAGUGAAGCCGAGGAAGUCGGGUCUUAAGCUGUGUGUGAAACGUUGGACGUAGUCUUCUCGUUACAAACGUAACUCGCAUUUUGAAGCCUUGAGAUUUGACCAAAAAUGGGCGUCACCUGCAGCUGUCAAUCACACUGGUGUCCACUCAUAUGUGUCGUACUUCAUCGUCUGUUUUGGAGGAGCUGAAACUAGUGUUUGGGACCAUUAACAUUCACUGAAGUCAGAAAUCAAGUGACGUUCAGGCUGAUUUUCAGAUUGCUCUUCAGAUCAAUACAAAGAAAACGGAAGAGGUUGUGUUUUGGUCGUAAAGUACCUGUUAGUAUCCGGAAUGACAAAAAUACCAUCGAACUGGAGAUAAAUGGUUCCAAGAUUUACGAAGUUCAGACUGAAGAACUGCAACAUUCCUUCCUACUUCCUGGUUUCCACCAGGAGACCACGUCCAUUUAUUCAUAGUCAAUGAGAAGAACGUAAGACUUUUAAUCUCUUAAUCACUAGUUUCAGCUCUUCUUUAGUAGAACAUGAUGUCCGUUUUGUAACUCAUGUUCACAUUUGGAGGAAAACAGACGAUAAACUACGACACCAGUAUGACUGACAGCUGUUGACGUCUGUGGAUAAAAUUCUGGACAAAUCACAAAUCCUGCGUCUCCUUUUAAAUCCAUUUCUUCCGUACAGCCCAUGUUUACGACCAGUGAAUCAAACUCAUUCUAAAGAUUUUUUCCAGUGAAUUUUUUACAUGAUCUCUGUACACGACGCAGUCUGAUGUCGUCACAUUAAACAGAGUUCGGACUCUUCACUUC
Molecule: messenger RNA, 2760 nt
Organism: Solea solea (common sole)
Lineage: Eukaryota; Metazoa; Chordata; Actinopteri; Pleuronectiformes; Soleidae
Gene: slc47a3
Product: solute carrier family 47 member 3
Exons: 17
Coding region: 109-1782 (557 amino acids)
Biological process (GO): xenobiotic detoxification by transmembrane export across the plasma membrane
Cellular component (GO): membrane
Molecular function (GO): xenobiotic transmembrane transporter activity; antiporter activity
Source: RefSeq, a predicted model, not a curated record